Tetranychus urticae (two-spotted spider mite) is the source of this 1897-nucleotide messenger RNA. It is a transcript of the gene Ate1, whose product is annotated as arginyltransferase 1. Gene Ontology annotation, biological process: protein arginylation. The record is from RefSeq and is a predicted model, not a curated record. Gene Ontology annotation, cellular component: cytoplasm. NCBI's taxonomy places the organism in Eukaryota, Metazoa, Arthropoda, Arachnida, Trombidiformes, Tetranychidae. Gene Ontology annotation, molecular function: arginyl-tRNA--protein transferase activity.
UAAGCAUGUUUUUGUUUUCUUGUUUUGGAUUUGUCUCAAGCAAAUAACGCUAAUCUUUAAUUGUAUUUGAAUGUUGAUUUUAAAUUUUAAAUCAUCCACACUUUCACUACAUAAUUUGUGUUUUAAUCCAUCCAACUGAAUUUGUUCAAUCUAAUGAUAUUUUCUGGUUUUCUCUGAAUUUACAUUUUUGGUUUGCAAAUACUAACUCUGACUUCACCUGUUGUUUACUAGUAAGCGUAUUUCAAUUGAAAUUAUGAAUGGAAUCGUGGAAUACUUUGGACCAAACAAAUCAAAUCAUCCUUGCGGUUACUGCAAGUCAAAUAAACCAGAUAACUCAAGCUAUGGUGUAUGGACUCAUGAAAUGACCCCUGAGCAGUACCAAAUAAUGAUUGAUAGAGGAAUGAGAAGAAGCGGAAAAUUUUGUUACAAGUCUGUUUUGGAUAAAAUCUGCUGUCCAACUUUUGCAAUAAGGUGUGAAGCUUUAAAUUUUAAACCAUCUCGAUCACAAAGAAAAGUUAUCAAACGUUUCAAUGAUUUUAUCUACCAUGGAAUCAAACCCAAAUCAUACGACAAAGGUAAAAAUUUUGGAAAAGAAUCACAAACAGAAUUUAUCAUAUUCGGAGAUAGUCAAAAGCGUUUGAAGCUUGCAAAAGUCGAACCAGCAGAAUCUUCUAGUUCGAAUGAUUUGGCGGAUCCUGUUCAAAGUAAACCCACGAAAUCUCCUUCAACCGAAGCAACCUCUGAUAAUGAAGCUGUAUCGUCAACAUUGGAACCCAGUGAAAUUAAACAAUGUAAGGAUAGGACAAAAAAAGCUAAAUACUUAAGACUGCAACGACGGAUCGCCAGAAUUUCUUUAAAACUCAAUUGUUCAGAGGAAGAGGCUUUGAAAGUCAUUAAAGAAAAGUUCCAACAAAGACAUCAAAAGUCAGAGAAAUUAUUCGAAGAUUAUUUUAAAAAGCCAGAAAAUAUUGAUAAACCUGCUCAUGACCUAAGAAUUCAAUUCGUAUCAACAUGCACCGAGGAUCAUGUAAAAUAUUUAAAAGUCUCCCAUCAACUGUAUGAAAAAUAUCAAACAAUUAUUCAUAAAGAUGACCCAUCAGAAUGCACUAUCAAACAAUUUAGAAGAUUCCUAAUAGAUAAUCCAUUCGAGCCUAAACCUUUUUGCACUGAAUCUAAAGAUUCCAAGUCAAUACCUACUUCCUAUGGCUCGUAUCACAUGCAGUACUGGUUAGAUGAUAAACUAAUUGCUGUAGCUGUUCUCGACAUAUUACCUUAUUCUGUGUCGUCUGUAUAUCUGUUUUAUGACCCAGAAUAUAGUUUUUUAAGUCUCGGAACAUAUUCAGCUUUGAGAGAAAUUCUUUUGGUUCGUAAUCUUCACGAAAUAAAUCCUUCCAUCUCUUACUAUUACCUCGGUCUCUAUAUCUAUAACUGCCCUAAAAUGAAUUAUAAGGGCAAAUUUCAUCCAUCAUUUCUCCUCUGUGAUCAAGCAUUAACAUGGCAUCCUAUUGAGAAAUGUUUAGAAAAAUUGAAACAUCAUACACAUCCUCGAUUUGAAGAUGAUCCAAACAAAGUAGAUGAGGAUUCAGCCACUAUCCAGGAUGAUGACAUUCUAAUUCUCUAUUCACGAAAGAUUUUAACCUACUCUUUUUAUAAACACUUGUGCGGCACUGAAGAUUCGAAUGAGGUGUACGAAUAUGCAAAGCUUGUCGGUAAGAAAUGUACAAAAAACUUUUUACUUUACCGCAAAAAUGAAAUUGACUAGCAUCAUGUUAAUCCCUAAUGUUAUUAUCAAUUAUAUUUGUAUUUAAGCCUAACUCAUCUCUCGAUGCAUCACAAGUAAAUCACAACUCACUGUAUUUAAUUUAAUAAAUUUCAUUUUUUAACUAUUUUAACCUAA